This is a messenger RNA of Fusarium graminearum PH-1, 1089 nucleotides long. RefSeq lists its product as uncharacterized. Lineage: Eukaryota; Fungi; Ascomycota; Sordariomycetes; Hypocreales; Nectriaceae. Gene Ontology annotation, biological process: Golgi to vacuole transport; retrograde transport, endosome to Golgi; intracellular protein transport. Gene Ontology annotation, molecular function: SNARE binding; SNAP receptor activity. The record is from RefSeq and is a predicted model, not a curated record. The coding region runs from base 195 to 878 and encodes 227 amino acids. The transcript has 3 exons. Gene Ontology annotation, cellular component: ER to Golgi transport vesicle membrane; SNARE complex; Golgi apparatus.
GAGAACGUCAACGUCAAUCCAUCAACCAUUUCAGUAGUCCAGAUCCAGUAACACCCGAGCAUUGCGCAUUCGCUAUCGCCCUCAAUCGUAGCCUUAAAUAAGUCCUUUUAUUUCGGCGUGCGACCUUUAUUACCAUUCAUCCAGCCUUGACAACCUGACAACCUCAACCCUUUCGCCUCCAGCCUCCUUUCACCAUGUCGAACCCUCUCGAUACCGACGCUGGCUCUGAGCUUUUCAGCUCUUACGAAGCCGAGUACAAACUCAUCCAAGCCGAUCUGAACCAGAAACUCGAUCAAAUCCCCGAACUGGCCGGCGAGCCUCGAAAGGCUGCCAUCAGCCAAGCCGAGCGGGCGCUUGAGGAACUCGAUGAACAGCUCAGCGCAAUGCGCCUGGAGAAGCAGAACAUCCCGACCAGCUCCCGCACCAAAGUCAACCAACGCUUCCGAAACUACGAAUCAGACACAGACGCCGCUCGUCGCAAGUUGACCACCCUGUCCUCCGACCGUUCAGCGCUUUUUGGAUCGCGAUACACAGACGACCCCGCUGGUUCAUCAGAUGUCAACAUGGAGCAGCGACAACAGUUGCUUUCCGGCACGGACCGCCUUGAUCGAAGCACACAGCGAUUGAAGAACAGCCAAGCCCUUGCCCAUGAGACCGAGGCCAUUGGUGCCGAUACCCUGGCAAAUCUUGGUAGACAGCGAGAGGUCAUUCAGGGUACCCGGAUCACACUGCUUGAGAGUGAGGGCUAUGUGGACAGGAGUGUCAAGACACUCAGGGGCAUGGCGCGUAGGAUGGCUACAAAUCGGAUAAUCACUAUUUCCAUCAUCACUGUUUUGGUUAUUCUUAUUGUCGCAGUUAUCUUCAGCAAGUUCCGAUGAGGGAUCAAUUUGGUUAUUGGAGUUUUAGGCAGUCGCUUUUCAACUUGGCUUGCAUACGGGUUGACUAAUGGGCCUUACGCGUACUUUCGUUUUAUGAAGGAGUUUAGCAAGUUUAAUGAUUUGUAGAAGUAGACCGAUCUUUUUUUGUCUCACUGUACCUAUACAAAUUUUGAGACUACGAGAAAUGACCGAAUGUUUGUAAAGCGAUACU